This is a messenger RNA of Fragaria vesca subsp. vesca, 1040 nucleotides long. RefSeq names its product oligoribonuclease-like. The transcript has 8 exons. Gene Ontology annotation, molecular function: 3'-5'-RNA exonuclease activity; nucleic acid binding. The record is from RefSeq and is a predicted model, not a curated record. The coding region runs from base 54 to 761 and encodes 235 amino acids. Gene Ontology annotation, cellular component: mitochondrion. NCBI's taxonomy places the organism in Eukaryota, Viridiplantae, Streptophyta, Magnoliopsida, Rosales, Rosaceae.
AAAUAAGGGGGUAGAAGAGCCGAGCCGCAAAAGCCAAGAAUCUGUAGAGAGGAAUGGAGCGUCUGGCAAACGCGUUCUCUGUGCUCAACCUUGACGUCGAAGACGACGACGAUGAAAUAGGAGGGGCGUCUUCUACUUCCAAGCCCGUACAGGACACUUCAGCAGGCAAGAGGAACAAGGAAGCCAACAACAUGUUGCUGCCAAAUGAAGAGUACAGGCUGCCCCUUGUAUGGAUUGACUUGGAAAUGACCGGUUUGAAUGUUGAAGUUGAUCGGAUACUGGAGAUUGCUUGCAUUAUUACUGAUGGCAAACUAACCAAAUCCAUAGAGGGCCCUGAUCUGGUUAUUCAUCAACGUAAGGAGUGUUUGGAUAGGAUGGGAGAGUGGUGUCAAAUUCAUCAUAAAGAUAGUGGGUUGACAGAUAAAGUGCUCCAAAGUACAAUCAGUGAAGGAGAAGCUGAAAAGCAGAUCAUAGAAUUUGUAAAGAGAAACAUUGGAACGUAUAAACCUCUUUUAGCAGGAAACUCAGUUUAUGUGGACUUCGUAUUUUUGAAGAAAUACAUGCCAGAUUUGGCCAGCCUGUUCUCCCAUGUAGUAGUUGAUGUUAGCAGUGUUAAAGCUCUAUGCAUUCGCUGGUAUCCUAAAGAUAAUAAGAAAGCACCUUCUAAAGAAAAUAAACACAGAGCCCUGGAUGACAUCAGGGAAAGCAUCAUGGAACUGAAAUACUACAAGCAGAAUAUUUUCAAAGCAAGUAGAAAGUGAUACACAUAAUGCUUCGAAGCAUUUGGAUUGUUUAUUGAGGUUUGGUUUGAAGAUACAUCUAUAUCAGCUUCUGUAGAGUUGCUGCAGGAUUUGUAAAUGACAUAGUUUAUUUGAUCUUCAACUUAUUAGAAUUUUGUACUGAAAAAUCAGGUCGGAGCUUGUACUCCAAGUUAAAGUUCCGAAAAAUAUACUGGAUUUUCCUGUGUUUCUUGUUACCGAACUUAUGCACAUUAUGUAAUUAUAUAGAUUUUGAUAUGCGACAAGUUUUCUUGUUUGAAC